AUGAAAUAUUUCAUUUUGACAUUAUUUGUUUUGAAUGCAUUUAGCUUCUCUUUGAACGAUGAUUGGGACGGUAUGGAAGAAGCAGUCAAAGUUCAAUAAGACGCGGUCUUGGUAUAGAGAAUAAUUAAAUAGGAUCUAGUAGACUAGUUAGACUUAUAUUCAGAAACUCCGAUCACAACUUAGAUAGAGAAUCAAGUAUAGCAAUUAAUGAAUCCUCCCCUUGAAGCUGAUUAGGCAGAAAAGGAGAACGAAUAGAGUGAGGAAGUACACUCUCUGGAAUACUGGUUGGAGAGAUUGGGAGAUGAAUAUUAAGACGAAACUAUAUUGUUAUAGCAACCAUAAUCAAUUACAGAAUAAAUCACAACAGUUGUUGGCAAUUUGGUUCUAAAAGUAGGAGAUGCUAAUCAAUUAAAGCUAAUUGCUGAAUAAGCUGAAAUUGCAGAUCCCUUGAUUAUAGAUGGAAUUGAAUUGGAAUAUUAGGAUAAGAAUGGUAACGAGAAUGUUUAGAUGCAGUAACUCUUAAACUCAGCUUUGGAAAUGCAGAAAUCAUUGAGUUAAGAAGAUGAAAAACAAUAAAAUGAUCUAAAUUCAAAUUCCAAGAAGAAACAUAAGAAGAAGAGACCGAUCAUCGAUAUUGAUUUGAAUGAUAUAACUAUGUCAGAAGACGAUGAUUAAAAUGAAAUAGAAAAGACAAUAGUGUAAGAAAAUGACACUUCUGAAAAUACUAUUGAAGUCCAAAUUGAUUCCAAUAAUGAAGAACCAUCAACUGAGACUAUGUCUAAGUUUACUCCAAAUGAAGAAACAAUUAGUGAAGUUCAGGAUAAUAGUAGAAUGUAUAAUUUCUUGAAUGAUGUUCAUGAAGAUGCUGGAAAUGAGGAUAAUUAAGUUAAAUAAUAGCCUUAAAAGUCGUAUAAUUUCAAAGAAUAUUCUUUUAACAAAUUUGAAGGAGAUUAGAGAUCUUUUUAUAAUGAUAAUGAUGAUUCUACAUUAAAAGUAGUAGAAAGAGAAUAACCAAAAGAAAUUAUUAAUAAUAAUAAUAAUAAUAAUAAUAAUAAUAAUAGUAAUAAUAAUUAAAAUAACAAUAACAAUAAUAAUUACAAUAAUGAUAAUAAUAAUUACAAUAACAAUAACAAUAACAAUAAUAAUAAUGAUAAUAAUAAUAAUAAUAAUAAUAAUAAUGGAUUAUAAUUUUAAGAAGAAAAUAAAUCAUAUAAAUUCAUCAAUAAAGAAUAGUCAGAAUAAAAUUAGGGUUAAUAAUCUACAUUAAAUAAUCAGGAGUAACCACAAGAAACUUCAAUUCUUAAAAAAUAUUUAUUAUACACAGAUCAACCAGAAGUGAUAUCCACAGGAACUACUGAAAAAGAGAUUGAAGAUGAUAAAAAAUUAGUUGCUGCCUUUAAAUCUAUGGAUAGAGAUGAGCAUUGGGAAAAAACAAAUAAAAAGCAAAAAAUAAAUACAGAUGUUAGAAAUGAACUAUUGAGAUGUAUUCAUUAUAAUAAUAAUCUAUUAGUUACCAAAGUUGAUGAGGAACCACAAAAGAAGGAACCUGAAUUUAAAGAGGUUACAGAAAGCAAAGUGGAAAACCCCCAUAAAUUCAUUUCAUUUAAAGCUGAUCCUCAGUAUGAGUAGGCUGAGAAUGCAAAGAAAAAAGAAUUGGCUAAAUCUAAAUAUGAUGAACUACCAGAAACUAAACUCUAAUCCAAAGAAGACAUGAAGAGAGAGAAAUAAUAAAAAAUACGUAUCAAUAUAAAUUCAAUACUUAGAGGAAAUGCAGAAAAUUAUUGAAGAAUAAUUGAAGAACAAGACUUUAAAAAAGAAGUCGGAAACUGACAAGUCUUUACAAUAUGAAAGUGAAUAUUUGCAAUGGGAAAGAGCUACAUAAGCUAAAUCAUACCCUGCUGAAAUCAAUUUUGUCAUGACGUAAAAUAAUUUAAGAAAAAGAUAAUGAUUAAAAAACUAUAGCAUAAA
Paramecium octaurelia is the source of this 1968-nucleotide messenger RNA. The record is from the annotation of a GenBank genome assembly. NCBI's taxonomy places the organism in Eukaryota, Ciliophora, Oligohymenophorea, Peniculida, Parameciidae.